AUGGCGUUGAGGAGAAGGCUGUGCGCCGGGUCGGAAUCUGAGCAGAAGCACGGUGACCCAAUGAGCAUACUCGGGAAUCUCUCGGACUUCGAAGAAGAGUUGUCGAGGUCUCCCUCGCGGCCCGCGAAGCGCAGACCGCAGCAGCCGUCGCGCUCCCCGGAGCGCGUGCCGCCCACGCAGUUCGAGGAUUAUGAGCCCGCAGGGGAUGGCAGUGGCUGGUAUGUCUAUAAGAAGACGGGAAAAUGGAAGUUCCACCCGGAGACUGGGCUCUAUUUCCAUUUCAAGUCACAGGUGUACUACACACCGAAAGAGAGCGACCACAGAUUCUUCAGAAGGAUAGAUGAUGACGACGAUCCGCUUGUUAAGAAGAUGAAGCAGUCCGAAGAAAUGAGGAAAGCCAUCUCCAAGACGGAAUUCGUGAAGUUUGAGGUGGACGGCCAAGCUGCCCAGGAGUCCGAGGCGCCCACAGGGCCGCUUCCGGCGCCCACGGUGGCAGAGCCUCCACCCAAAGAACCUGAGAAGGAGGAGGAUGCGCGGAUGGAGGGGCGAGUCAACAAGUGGGACUCUGAGAAGGCCCGCAGCGAAGAGCCAGCCCCCCACUGUCGACAGCCAACACAUUUGUGGCGGAGAUUGGAGAUCGGCUCGGCCUGGGUAUUUGCUGGCUCCAGCAAAAAACUGUUGCAUAAGUUUCCAUCCGUUGCAUAUCAGGGCUUUGGCUUCAUCAUGCCUGCGGGGAAGGAGGAGGGCGGUGACAUGGGCAAAGGCCUCUUUGUGCACCGGAAGUUCAUCGUGGGCAGCACUCCCAGCAACCCCAUCAACCUCAAGGAGGGUGUGAAGGUGAGCUACAAGCAGGGCACGCAGGACAGCAAGCCGUGUGCUCUUGAGGUGCUCAUGCUGGGGGCCGAUGGCAAGCCCUUGCCCAUUCAUGCGGGAGCGCAAACCUUGGAGGAGAAGAAGAAGAGCUACCACGUCUCUGCGGAGUCUCUGGGGCUUCGUGUCCACUGUGAAAGCUGGCCCGGCCUGAAGAAGACCUUGCAGGAUCGCUAUGUUUUGGACGAGCCGCUGGAGGAACUGGGCGUCUACUUUGCUGUCCUCGACGGCCACGGCGGAACGCAGGUGGCUGAUAUGGCAAAGGAGAAGCUCCAUAAGAAUGUUCUUCAACAGAUGCGGCAGCGACAGGUCCAACCUGCUUCUCGCGACGAGAAGAUCAAGACCGCCAUCAAAGAGGCCUUCUUGCAAACGGACAAGGAGAUCUUGGCCUUAUCGGAGCGCAAGAAGUUUGAGCUGGUGGGCUCCACCUGCGUGUCAGUGAUCCUCCAUGGCAAUCCGAAACUGGGUACAGCCCUCCGCCUGGUGGUUUCCAACCUUGGCGACUCGAGGGCAGUGCUGUGCCGAGCAGGCACAGCUGUGCCUGUGUCAGAGGAUCACAAGCCCACACGGAUGGACGAGAGGAAACGCAUUGAGCGAGUUGGAGGUCUUGUGUUGCAGGUACGCGGCGCCUGGCGCGUGGCGACCUCCACAAACCCCAACUCCAUGAACAAAGCUGCCAGAAGAGAAUACCAGGGCCUGGCCAUGACAAGAUCGUUUGGAGACAUGCACUUUAAGCGGCCCAUUGGACUUGCCAUUGCGGAGCCUGAAGUGCAGGUGAUUUCACUCUCUGACAAGGAUCUCUUUAUGGUUCUGGGCACGGACGGCGUGUUCGAUGUGCUCAGCAACCAGGAAGUGAUUGACUUGGCCAUGCGGCACUGGCGAGAGCCAGAAGAAGCUGCCAAGAACAUUGUGCGAUCCGCCUACAAACGUCCGGAAGCUGAGUUGCUUUUGUCUUUAUCAAGGGUUCAACUCUUUAACCUAAUGAAAAACGGGAUUUCAUCCAGCUGCAAAUCUAGUCUGGUGACGAUUUUUCCCUCACUUACUGUAGAUUUUGCUUUUUCCCUUAAAGCUCAAGAUGGAAAGGAAUAUCAGACAAGGAUUGUAUUGCUACAAGCAGCACUUUCUUUUUUUUUGCGUUGUUUUCAUGAUUGAACAGGAAGGAAUGAACCAACCUGUAUUCCGGGGUAGACUCCAUAUAUUUGGGUGUACCAUGUCAGAUGGAAUAUUGCCAGUCAUCCACAAUUUGAUACUCGGGUCUUCGGGCACCCAAGGAAAACUCAGCAUCGAAAAAUUGUGUUUGGUCAGCUGGCAAAGUCUCCCACACACUGAAAAACACAUUACAUCUGCAAUGGAAUUGAUUUUUUUUUGGUUCUUCAUGCCCCAUGAUUAUUCCCCGCCACAAGGACAAUUCCAAGUCGUGGGUGGAUUUCUACCCUAGCUCAAUAGCUCAAUUGGCUUUGGGGAACAGGAUUAAGUUCACAGACUUGGGAUUCAAACCACGGUUUUUGUCGCUGGGAAACGCGCCAAGUCGCUGCUGUCCUGCUGUUCGUUGUUGCACAUGGUUCAAGUCGGUUCAAGUCUCUGCCGCACUUCGAACGCUUUGUGAACAGCUUAGUGCGCAGUCUUUGUGGCCCCAACUGUCCAUUAAUCUGAGCAGUUGCAGCCUGGGCAAGCUACAGAUAGCGACUUAGGAUUUUGAGGGUUUGUUGUUGGACACUUUCUCACCAGGGAUCCACAAGCCAACUUUUUCGAGGCGGUAACUACUCUUGAUGGUUUCUCCCAAGUCCUUUGGAAGGGGAGGGAGCUUGAUUUUGUUCCGUCUUCGAACCGGGCAGGCGGUAGCGAGGACAACCUGACGGUGAUGGUGGUCCAAUUUGGUUGGGCUGACAAGAGUGCUGCCAAGUACACGAGCAAGACAGGCCCGCACCGUGGCACAGGCGCACAGUUGUGCCGGCGCUAGGUCCGCUAGGUCCUGGCCUCCUGGCAACCGGUAACCCCAAGGUAACAGGUAGUCCCUGCGGUUUCAAGUUCUGCCUGGUUCCUUUUGCUUGUAGAAGUUGGC
Molecule: messenger RNA, 2932 nt
Organism: Cladocopium goreaui
Lineage: Eukaryota; Dinophyceae; Suessiales; Symbiodiniaceae
Source: the annotation of a GenBank genome assembly